Molecule: messenger RNA, 1905 nt
Organism: Carassius gibelio (silver crucian carp)
Lineage: Eukaryota; Metazoa; Chordata; Actinopteri; Cypriniformes; Cyprinidae
Gene: cyb561
Product: transmembrane ascorbate-dependent reductase CYB561
Exons: 6
Coding region: 224-985 (253 amino acids)
Cellular component (GO): lysosomal membrane
Molecular function (GO): oxidoreductase activity
Source: RefSeq, a predicted model, not a curated record
UGCCCGUCAACUUCCAAGAGCGUCAAGCCGUGCGCUAAAACACGAGUAACAGGCUAUAGUCGAGUAAAGUCGUGCGUCUACAUCAGAGAGUGAACAUUAGAUCCAAUUUUGAAAGUAGGUUACAAAACCCCUCAAGCAAUAAGGAUCUUGUGAUUAUUUUCCAAAAUACGCAAUCAUAAAAACACGCCCUUUCCUCUGGCUGUCUGGAGACGUGGCGCAGGUGAUGGAGGGUAUGCCGGUGAGCAUGGGCGGCUUGCGGACGCUGCCGUGGUACGUGGCGGGCUCUCAGGUGCUGGGGGUGGCAAGUGUGGUGAUCACAGGCGUGUGGAUGGGACAUUACCGCGGAGGCUACGCCUGGGACGGCUCCACACAAGAGUUUAACGUCCACCCUCUCUGUAUGGUCCUCGGCCUGGUCUUCCUCUACGGAGAUGCUGUUCUGGUUUAUCGUGUCUUUAGAAACGAGAGCAAACGCUCGGUGAAAAUUCUCCACGCUCUGCUGCAUAUGAUGGCUCUUAUCAUCAGUAUUGUGGGUCUGGUGGCUGUAUUUGACUUCCAUUCGGCAGCUAAGAUCCCUCAUAUGUAUUCUCUGCACAGCUGGUGUGGCAUGCUCACGUUUGUGCUGUUUUUCAUUCAGUGGUUACUGGGACUGGGAUUUUUCCUUUUCCCAUGGGCCUCUGCUCAGUUGAGGAGCUGGUAUCUCCCACUGCACGUCUUCUUCGGCCUGUUGCUGCUGGUCAUGGCCGUGGGAUCCUGUCUGCUGGGAAUCACAGAGAAACUGCUCUUCAAUAUCAUGGAAACUUACUCCAGGUUUACUGGUGAGGGGGUCCUGGCAAACAUUUUAGGCUUGCUGCUGGUGUCCUUUGGGGUCGUGGUGGGUUACGUGGUGACGAGAGAUGAUUUUAGACGACCACCGAAUCCUGAGGAGGAGGCUCUAUCUGUGCACUUUAAGACCCUGUCGGAAGGAGAAAUCCCCAGUUCUCCUUAAUGUCCUCAUACACUCCAAAAACGGCCUUUCUGAACUUCCUGCCUUUCUACCCGUGUCCUAGCAAACCUGUCAGCCACUUCCUCCUUUUGCUGUCUUCUCGUUUUGUAUUCCCUCAUACUUACAAUUAAAGUUACUCAGCAACAGACAAUAAUUAAAUGUUAUAUAUAUAUAUACAUAUUUUAAAGUAACUCCUAAUUGUGCCAAAUCAAAUUAACAUGAAAAAAUAAGAGUUGUGUAUACUGUGUCUUUAAAUGUAUUAGAUUCAGGAUGCACUUUCUUGUGCCUUAACAUUCAUUUGUACCAGACCGUAAUGAAAAAGUGAAAUCCGCUACAAUGAUCACUAUUAUUGUUUAAAGUCAGAGGGCACAGCACUACAUCAGUGAAUGUUUAUUCUCCAUCUUUGCCAUUUUCAACAUUUAUUUUAUAUUACAGACUAAUCUUAUUCUUAUCACAGUAUAUGUAUGCUGUAUUUAUGCUGUAUUUAAACGAAAAUAUGUUACAGCUCUGCCUGCACAAAUGACUGAAAAGUACUUGAAAAUAAUGUUGGAUUGUUAAGACCAAAAUCUCUAGUAUCCAUGAUCUGAAAUAAAAAAAGUAUAUUAUUUAAAUGAAAAAGAAAAAAAGUCUUAUUUCUGAUCCAAACAUUAUCCGUCACAAUCAGUUUAAAGAAGACAGAUACUGUUUUACACUGUUUAGUGUGUGUAUACUGUAAACACACUCAUUCUGUCUUUCCAUCUGAAAUAAUAUGUAUAAAUGAUCUGUAGGUGCCCUUGUACUGUAAUUUUGUGUUGGCAUGUUUGUAUUGUCUAGUGGCAAUAUUUUUACCAUGUUUAUUAUAUCAGUAAGUAAUGUUCCUAGUGCUUGCUUCAUAUGUUCAAUGUGAUUUUAAGCUAAAUAAAUUCAUGAGAAAUAUGACUCCA